Molecule: messenger RNA, 705 nt
Organism: Paramecium octaurelia
Lineage: Eukaryota; Ciliophora; Oligohymenophorea; Peniculida; Parameciidae
Source: the annotation of a GenBank genome assembly
UCAAAGAUGGAAACUUCUUAAGCCUAAAAGGAUUUACAAUUUUUAGAGUAAAAAUCUAUUAGUCUCUCAUAAAACUUAGAGUAACUCUGGUUAGAAUUUACUUAAUAAUAAGAGAUGCUUAAAUUAAUUACAUCAUAAAAUCAAUAUAAGAUCCCAAAACAAACAAACAAGUUUAAAAAGGUUAUUAUUUUUGUCAUUCCCUACUUAGAAUUGAAGUAGGUGUUUUAAUUGAGAUUGUUAAACAAGGAGUUUAAAUAGAUUAUAGCAAAGGAAAAAAAAACAAUUAAUAAAUUGAUUAAUCAUCAAAUUGAAAAAAACUAAGAAAAAAUAUAUGAAUUUAAUAUUAUUGAUAAAACCUCAAGAGAGUUAUAUAUGUACAUUGUGAAAUUAAAUUAUUAUGGACAAAAAGUUAAAGAAACUGUGCUUCCAAAUGACUUCUAAUGCAUUUUAAAACAAAUAAGUGAUCCAACUUAAAUAUAUGCAAUUAAAGUUGCAUCUAUACUUCAAUAACCAUAAAAAAAAAUAACAUACUAAAAUAAAAUAUAGAAAGAAAUAUUAGAUAAUUAUUGUAAAAUCGCGUAUCAUUCAAUAAGGUAAAAUUAUAAUAAUUUUGUGGCCGAAUUUGAAAAUUAUCGAUAAGAAAUACUAAGAUAAAAGCAUUUAAAGUAUUUGUAAUCAUUAAGACCGGUUGUUGAUAAUUUAUGA